Colletotrichum lupini is the source of this 426-nucleotide messenger RNA. RefSeq lists its product as uncharacterized. Bases 1 to 426 code for a protein of 141 amino acids. The record is from RefSeq and is a predicted model, not a curated record. Lineage: Eukaryota; Fungi; Ascomycota; Sordariomycetes; Glomerellales; Glomerellaceae. The transcript has 5 exons.
AUGGUUCCUUGGAACGAUGCGAAUCCAUGGAUCCGAGGUGUCCUCGGUUGCUACAUUCCCACCUACGAGCCUGUAUGUGUACGGUGCAAGUGGCUAGGGAACCGAAAUCAUAGGCUGGACACUUCCAAGGUCAGCAAAAGUGCCGUACCUUUCGAUUCCUAUGAGUCAAAGAUUAGUGCAAGCCGACCGCCUGUUGCCUACGUCCCGAUCAUGGCCGCUCUUCAAACUUGUGCAUGUAACCGACAUGCCACUUUGAGGAAGAUCGUCGCCAUUACCGCCCAAGAAGGAUGGUGGGAGCUGGCCGUCGGUCUCCAAAAAGGCAAGGUUGGAGAAAUCAUCGGAAUUAUCAGGGACAAACCAUCGACCGUUGAGACACGGGACGAUGGUCGGUUGUUGCCGGUAGGUGUGGCGAACACUAUGCGAUAG